AUGUAGAGCAGGUGGAAACAGACUCUGUGUGUUGUGUGUUUUUUAUUCCAACAAAUCUUUGGAUCUCACUCCGUCUGACUUUCUACAGCCGAAACCAUACAGAGGAACACAAGUAGGUCAGGAUGGAGGUGCAGGAGGACGGGGCCGGGCGGGUCCGAGAGCUGCAGGAGCAGAGGAUGAGCGUCCAGAAGAAAACCUUCACCAAGUGGAUGAACAGCGUCUUCACCAAGAACGGGGAGAAGGUGGAGCUGACGGACGUUUACACAGAGCUGAAGACCGGAGUCGCCCUGAUCCGUCUGUUGGAGCUCAUCUCAAAGGAGAAGCUGCCCAAACCCACCCACCGAAAACUGAGGGUCCACUGCCUGGAGAACAACAGCAACGCCAUCAGCUUCCUCAAAACAAAGAUUCGGGUGGAUCUGAUUGGUCCAGAGAAUGUGGUGGACGGGGACCGAACGCUGAUCCUGGGUCUGCUGUGGAUCAUCAUCCUCAGGUUCCAGAUCGGACCCAUCAACCUGGACGAGGCCUGACCUUUUUGACUAUCGCCGCUUCCAUGCUGACGACCCGUUACGAAACCUGGAUCACGCUUUCCGUCUGGCAGAGCGUCAGUUUGGGAUCAUGCAGCUGCUGGAGGUGGAGGACAUGGUGGUUCCUCAUCCGGACGAGAAGUCCAUCAUGACCUACGUCUCGCUGUACUACCACUACUUCUCCAAGAUGAAGCAGGGACAGACCAUCCAGAAGAGGCUCGCUAAGAUCGUGGGGAUGCUGAUGGAGCUGGACGACAUGAAGGUCCAGUAUGAGAGGCUGGUCUCAGAUCUGCUGCACUGGAUCAAAACCAAGGUGGUGCAGCUGAAUGACCGCCGAUUCCCAAACUCUGUGAGGGAGAUGCAGAAACUCAUGAUGGCGUUCAAGACCUACAGGACUGUGGAGAAACCCCCGAAAUAUCAGGAACGUGGGGCGAUCGAAGCUCAUCUGUUCAGUCUGAAGACUCAGCUGGCUGCCAACAACCAAUGGGCUUACAAUCCUCCAGAGGGUAAAACCCUGAGUGACAUAGAGAAGAGUUGGGCUGUGUUAGAGAGAGCUGAACACGAGCGAGAGCGAGCUCUGCAGGAGGCUCUGCUCCGCCUGGAGAACCUGGAGCAGCUCGCACAGAAGUUUGAGAGGAAGGCAGCGUUGAGGGAGGGGUAUCUGGAGGAUACGCUGCGUCUGAUCCGAAGACAGGAUAUUCGGGGUCUCUCUUCCCUGGAGGAGGCUCAGGCAGCCGGACGCCGUCUGGAAGCGCUCUCCACCGACGCUCUGGCCAGAGAGCCUCGCUUCGCUGCUCUGAGAGACAUGGCUAAGACCAUCGAGAGAGGAAACUACCACAGCAAGGAGCAGAUCAUGGAGAGAGAGGAGAACAUUAGCCACCGAUGGAAGGAUCUUCUGCAGCAGCUCCAAGAGCAGAGGGGGCUGCUGGGAAAUGUAGUUGAAAGCCUCAGCAUCCUCAGAGACAUCGAGCUCGUGUCCCAGGACCUGAAAGAACUACAAUCCCAGGCCAGUUCCUCUGAAUUUGGCAAACAGCUGGCAGAGGUUGAGUCUCUCCUCCAGAAACAGGAUCUCCUCGAAGCUCAAUUCUCAGCUCACGGAGAAACCAUCUCCGCCAUCAGCAGGACAGCGCUGAAGGUGAAAGCGAGAGACGGUCAGCAGAUCCAGAGCAGAGUGAGGGCUCUCGAAGCUCAGUAUAAAUCUCUGGUGUCGCUCAGCAGCAACAGGAGGAGACAGUUGGAGGCUCAGUUGAAGCUCUUUGAGUUCUUCCAUGACUCUGAGGAGAUGGAGGCCUGGCUGUAUGAGCGCUGGUUGAGGCUUCAGAUAGCCGGACUUGGAAGAGAUCUAAACCACAUCCAGCUCGCUCAACACAAACACAAGGUGUUGGAGGCGGAGCUCCAGGCCCAGGAGUCUCUGUACCAGGGGAUUCUGGGUAGAGGUCAGGAUCUUCAGUCCAAACAGAGUCAACCCAAUCAGAGAUCAAUACAGAAGUGGAUCAGCACUCUGAAGAAGAUGUGGAGCCAUCUGACCGACGAGGCCACGGCUCGAAGAAACAGACUGGAGGCCGCCGCCAUCAUCAAACAGUACUUUGCAGAUGUGGCGGAGGCCGAGUCCUGGCUUGGCGACAGGAAACCGCUUCUAACCAGCGAGGAUCAUGGGAAAGAUGAGUCGAGCACGGCGGCGUUGCUGCAGCGACACCAGAGGAUCGAGAGGGAAAUGUCUGCCUACGCUUCGGAGAUAAAGAGACUUUCAGAGCAAGCGAGGAGCGCCGCGCAGCGAACAGCUCUGACUGCGGAGCCUCAGCAGAGUAAGAUGAUCCAGUACAGCGACUCCUCAGGAGACGAGGAGGAUGGAGGAAAGGUGACGUCACCUCAGCCUGCUGUGAGGAGAGGCAAGGGAACCAGAGACUCUCAGAGCGAGGACAGCAAGGCCAAGGUCCGCUUCAAAUACAGCAGAGGUCAGUUUCCGUGGGAUCGUAAUGAGAUAGUAAGCAUCGUCGGCACUGAGCCGGAUGGAGACCGAGUUCUGGCCAAAGACAGUCGAGGAAACCAGCAGCUCAUCCCCAAAACCUACCUCAGCCUGCUGCCUGCCACGGCUCCUCCCCCCUCUGAGCCCAUCUCCACCAAUGGCGAGCAAGAGAGCCCGAACAGGAAGUUGAGUCGUCCGAGACGCAGACGCUCGAUGCGUCGCGGCACCGCUGAGAUCCAAACAACAUGGCUGCCAGACGCUCAGUACCAGAGAGACACUGUGGAGAGCACACAGGCCGGCCUGGACAAAGACUACAACUCCCUGUACAACCUGGUGAAGUCGAAGACGAGGAGUCUGCAGGAGACGCUGCGUCUUCAUCGUUUCUACAACAGCUGCCAGGAGUUUGAGUCGUGGAUGGAGGACAAGGAGAACAUCCUGAACACCUUCAGCUCCGACGCAGACAACCUGGUAGUGGUUCAGGCUAAAUUCGAGAACUUCCUGACUGAGCUGGUGAGUGGGCGGGGCCAGUUGGAUGACAUCAUCAACAUGGCGGAGGAGCUGGUGAAGAGUCGACACAGCAAACAGAGAGAGAUCCAGAGCAUGCAGAGGAGGGUCUCCAACAGGUGGGAUCGGAUCCAGCAGCUGAAGGACGAGAAAGGUCACGAGCUGCUGAGCACGGCGGACGUGAAGUCGUUCCUGCAGAGCUGCGAGGAGGCGAAAGUUCAGCUUCAGGGCCAGCUGUCCGGCCUCGGCACCGUGGACCUGGGCUGCAGCUCCUUCACUCUGCUGGGCGAGGAGAAGACCCAGAGUCAGACCCUCAGGGACAUCCAGACCCUCGAGGCCAAGAUCGCUUAUCUGAAGAGCGUCGCCAAGAUGAAGCAGGACUGCAGUCCAGAGGAGAGCGCAGCGAUCGCAGAGGAGGUCCGGGGUCUGGAGGUUCUGCUCAAUCAGUUGAAGCGUCAGGCUGCAGACAGACAGCGGCUGCUGGAGGAGGCUCGGAGGCUGCAGAGCUUCCAGCAGGAGUCCAAGGAGCUGCAGCGCUGGACCCAAUCUGUCCAGGAGCGCCUCCUUCAGGACGAGACGGCCACUGACGUAGCAUCCGCCGUCGCCCUGCUGGAGCAACACCAGGAUCUCCAGCUGGAGAUGGAGGAGCAGAGGCGCAGGUUAAAAGAGAUGGAGAAGUUGGGGAAAUCUCUCCAGCAGGGCUCGUCCAAUGGGAAGGCGGGAGACGUCGACGUCCAGCAAACCCUGGACAAGCUCAAAGCUGAUUGGUGUAAGCUGGACAAGCUGUGGGCCAAUAGGAAGGAGCGUUUGGAGCAGGGGGUGGAGCUCCAGAGGCUGAACCAGGAAGGAGACCGGAUCGAGGCGACGCUGUCCGGACACGAAGCCCGACUGAGGGUGCAGGACGUUGGGGACUCAGUGGACGGUGUGCACAGUCUGCUGGGCCGACAGGAGGAACUGGAGGGUCUCUUGAAGGCUUUGGACCAACGAGUGGAUACUUUCACUGAACGCAGCCAAGAGCUCAUCAACCAGCAACACUACGCUGCCAAACACAUCAAGGAGAGGAGCAGGAGCCUCCAGAAGGCCAACAGGAAGCUGAAGGAGAGCAGCUGUCAGAGGAGGAGUCUGCUGCUGGCCUCAAAGAAAUAUCAGGAGUUCCAGAGAGACGCAGACGAGCUGCUGCUGUGGAUGGAGGAGAAGUUUAAGGUGGCGGAGGACGAGUCGUACCGCGACCCGACCAACAUCCUGAGGAAGCUGAAGAAGCACGAGGCGGCGGAGAAAGAGAUGCAGGCCAACCAGGUGUGGCUGGACACACUGGUGCAGCUGGGGCAGGAGAUGCUUUCUGAAGAGCACAGCAACAGUCAGAGCAUCAGCAGGAAGUCGACGCAGCUCAGCAGCCGCUGGAGGAGACUUCAGGACAAGAUGGCCGACAGAGGAGACAAACUGAGACAGGCGGGACAGCAGGAGCAGCUGAUGGAGCUCCUGCAGGAUGCCAAGCUGAAGAUUGAGGCGAUCCAGUGGAUGCUGAACAACGCCGCCAAAGGUCACGACCUUCGCUCCAGCCGACAGCUUCUGAAGGAGCAUCAGCAGCUGGAGCAGGAGGCCAAGGAGCUGGCGGAGAAGAUCAACUCCAUCGUUAGCAGAGCCAAACAUCUCGCCUCAAACCACUUCGACUCCCAGAGGAUUCUGAAGGAGACGGAGACCUACCUAACUCUGUUCAAGUCUCUCCAGAAGCCUCUGGACCGGCGUCGGGCUCAGCUGGAGGCGUCAGUCUUUCUGUUUGGGUUUUAUCACGACGUGGAUCUGGAGCUCAGCUGGAUCUCUGAACACGUCCCUGCAUCUGGAUCCACGGGAUACGACAAGUCUCUGGCCGGAGCCAUCAGCCUCAUGCAGAAACACAAGGAGUUGCAGGCAGAAGUGAACGCCCAUCGGAAACACCUGAACCACGUCCUGGAGAAGGGGCGGAGCCUGGCCAAAUCCAGUAAAUCAGAUGGGGAUGAAGUGCUCCAGAGAUGCACGCACCUGAGUGUAGAGUGGGAGGAGCUAGAGGAGGCGUGCAGCAGGAGAGCAUCUCACCUGAGCAAAGCCAUCACCAGAGAACAGCUGCUGUUGGACUGCUCAGAGCUGGAGUCCAGGCUGACUGAGACCCUCACUCUAGUGAACACCGAUGACUACGGAAAAGAUGAGCUGGGAACACAGAGUCUCCUCACCAAACACAAGGUGUUGGAGGGCCAGCUGGAGGUGCUGGAGGUGGAGGUGGAGGAGUUGGGAGACCAGGUGGAGCAGGCGGAGCAGAACUGGAGCCUCGAGGAGCUCAGCCGGCCUUACAGUCGCCUCAGAAGCCUGAACCAGCAGCUGCAGCACCAGGCGGCUCUCAGGGGUCAGAGGUUAAAGGAAGUCCUGCAUCUCCACGAGUUCAUACGAGAGUCUUCAGAGUUAGAGGACUGGAUGAACGAGCAGAGACUGACAGCUGAGUCUCAGGACCUCGGAAACGACUACCAACACAUCCAGUUGCUCCGUGGGAAGUUUGAAGGUUUCCUGAAGCAGCUGGAGGUCGGAGAGGAGCGACUGGAGAGCUGCAGCGAUCUGGCUGCUGGACUGAUCCUCAGCAAACACCCUCAGAGCUCUGCAGUCAGAGACACACAGCAGCAGCUCAGUGCAUGCUGGGAAGAUUUGAAGGUAGUGGCCACGGAGCGACAAGAUCAGCUGCAGAAAGCCGAGGAAUGUCACCGCUUCUACCAAGACCUGAGCGACGCACUGACACUCAUCCAGGAGCGACGGAAGAGCAUCCCUGACGACGUGGCGAAGGAUUUGAGAGGAGUGACGUCGCAGCUGAGGAAACAUGAAGCUCUGCUGCACGAGCUCGCUGCCACAGAGCAACAGUUGCAGGAGCAGCUGGACGGCGUCGACUCCAUCUUGGACCUCUGCUCGCCUCAGCUGAAGCUCCGCCUCCAGGAAGUGCAGCAGCAACUGGUGGAGCGGUGGGAGGAUCUCCGUGUCCACGCUGAAAAGAGGGAGGAGGAGCUCAAACUGGCGUGCCAAAGAUACAUGUUCCUCAACACGGCGCAGGAUUACUUCCUGUGGUGCAGCCAGCUGAUCGGUGCGAUGGCUGCUGAGGAGAGCAUCAGUGAUGUGGUGACCUCUGACCUGCAGCUGGCCAUACACCAGCAGCUGUGGGCGGAGAUGGAGGCCAGACAGGAGACCUACCAGCAGGCUCUGGACAUGGGAGAGGAGCUGCAGACGCAGGACCGAACCAACAGGAAGGAGGUGUUGGAGAAGCUAAAGGCUUUGCAGGAGGAGCGAGAAAAGCUGGAGGAUCAGUGGAGCCUGAAACAAAGCUGGUUAGAGAGCAUUCAUCUGGAGCAGGUCUUCUACAGAGACGUUAACAGCAUGGACAAAACCUCCAGCUCACAGGAGAUCCUGUUGCAGAACAGCACUCUGGGAAACACAGUCGAUGAGACGGAGGGCUUGAUAAAACGGCAUGAAGCUUUUGAGAAGCUGCUCAGCUCGCAGGAGGACAAGCUCUCCUCUCUGAAGGAGCUGUCCGAGCGGCUGAAGAAGCAGCUGAGCAGAGAGAAGAGCAGCUCGGUCCAAACCAAACUCAAAGCCCUCCUCAAGAGACGUGAUAGGAUCAAGGAGCUGUCCGUCAAACGCAGGGAGGAGCUGGAGCUCUCCAGGAUGCUGUGUAUCUUCAACAGAGACGUAGCUGAGGCUGAGGAGUGGGUGUCUGAGAGGAUGCAGAAGAUGGCAGAAGACGGGAAAGCAGAUCUCAGCUACCUGCAGGCCAAGAUGAAGCUUCUGCAGAAACACCAGGUGUUCGAGGCAGAGAUCCUCGCUCACAGAGAGAUCAUCGGCUCGGUGCUGCAGGCUGGAGAGGAGCUGGUUUCUCUUCAUCACCCGAGGUCUAAGGAGGUGAAGAGGAGUUCCUCCGCCCUGCAGCUCCACUGGGAGGAGCUGAAGAAAGCCCUGGCCAGCAGAGGGAAGUCUCUGGAAGACAACAGAGACUUCCUGGAGUUCCUGCAGAAAGUGGAAGAGGUGGAGGCCUGGAUCCGAAACAAGGAGGUGAUGAUUAAUGUCGGAGAUGUUGGAAAGGAUUACGAACAUGGAGUUCAGCUGCUGAAGAAACUCAGCGAGUUCAGGGGAACUGGAGAUGGGGACGUGACAGUAGACGACGCUCACAUCACAGCCAUCAACAGACUGGCCGACAGACUGGAAAAGAGACAGAGUGCAGAAGAACUGGUUACCGUUAGACAGAGGAGAAAGCAGCUCAACGACAGGUGGAGCAAGUUUCACGGAGAUCUGAGCAAUUACAAGAAGAAGCUAGAAGGGGCGCUGGUGGUCCACGCUCUGAUCCGAGAGCUCGAGGAGGUUCGAGACAGAGCCAAUGAGAAGAUGCUGCUGCUGCAGGGUCAGGACUGUGGGUUUGAUGUGGACAGCGUGGAGAACCUGAUCAGACGCCACGAGGAAACAGAGAGAGAGGCGGGCGUCAUCCAGGAGAGGUCAAAGGCUCUGGAGAUGGAGGUCUCGGAUCACCUGAAGGCUCGAUCAGUGAUGAGCGACAAGCUGAAGAGCAAACAGAAGGAGGUCCAGAAAGCUCUGAAGACUCUGGACCAGGAGGUGAAACUCAGGAAGGAGAAGCUACAGGAGGCUCACCAGCUGCAGCUCUUCAAAGCCAACCAGCGCCUCCUGCUGGAGUGGAGUGUGAAGCAGAGCGGUGAGAUGGCAGAGAAAGGGCUUCCCAAGACCAGAGCUGAGGCAGAGCGGCUCAUCGUGGAGCAUCAGGACUGGAAGACGGAGAUCGACGCCCGUGCCGAGCGCAUCGACUCCGUGCGGGACUUCGGUCUGGGUCUGAUCCGGUCGGGGCACGGUUUGAAGACGGAGAUCCAGAAGGCUCUGAACCAGCUGGAAGAAGCCAAAUCUGGACUGGACCGAGCAUGGCUGAACCGAAACACGACGCUGGGGCAGGCUCGCACCCUGCAGGUCUUCUUGUCCUCUGUGGAUCAGUGUGAGAGCUGGCUGAGCAACAAGGAGGCGUUCCUCUCCAACCAGGACCUCGGGAGCAUGGUGAUGGAGGUGGAGACUCUUCAGAGGAAACACGCUCAGUUUGAGGAGGCGCUGGAGGCUCAGGUGGAGCAGCUGGACGAGGUGGAGACACUGGGUCAGAAGAUGAUCCAACAGAAACACUACGACUCUGACAACAUCAGAGCCAAAACUAAAGCGCUCGCCACCAGACGGAGUCAGUUGCAGCAGCAGAGCAGAUCUCGUCACAAAGCUCUGGAUCGAUCCCUGGAGCUGCAGCAGUUCCUGUCCAGCAGCUACCAGGUGUGUGUGUGGCUGAACGAGCGUAAUGCAGUGGCGCUGGAUGAGAGUUGGAGGGAACCGACCAACCUUCAGGCCAAGCUGCUGAAACACCAGAGCUUUGAAGCGGAGAUCCUCGCUAACCGCUACCGAGUGGACACACUCACCAAGGAAUCAGAGAAGCUGCUCUCUGACCCUCGAUCAGCUGAAGUGAAAGUCCGACCUCGACUCAGAGAGCUGACGGACAGCUGGGACGCUCUGAUCCAAAACUGUAAGGAGAAGAAGACCAGACUGCAGGAGGCCUACCAGGCGUUGCAGUUCCAGCGCUCUCUGGAUGACAUGGAGCAGAGUGUGGGCUCAGUGGAAAGUGAACUGAACAAUGAGGACUGUGGCAGCGACCUGCCGUCCGUCACCCGGCUGCUGAAGGCUCUGCAGGGCCUGGAGGAGGAGGUGGACGGACUCAGAGACAGAAUACAGGGUCUGGUGGAUACAGCGAAGAGCUUCCACUCGCAGGGAAACUUCCUGGCUGAGGAGAUCCAGACGAGAGUCGCUCACACCAUCAACAGAUACAACAGUCUGUCGGAGCCCCUGCUGAGUCGGAGGGAAACCCUGGAGGCCUGGCAGGUUCUGUUCCAGUUCUACAGAGACCUGGAGGAGGAGGCGGCCUGGCUGAGCGACAGACUGCCCUCCAUCACUAACAGAGAGUGGGGGGGCACUCUGAGCAGCACCCAGCAGCUGCUGCACAAACACCAGGCUGUGACGCAGGAGAUCUCAAGCCGCGCCCCAUUGGUCCAGGCAGUUCAGGAGGCGGGACAUAGUCUGGUCAGAGGUCGUCACUUUGCGUCUCACGACAUCCGGGAGCGUCUGAAAGAGUUGAAACGUCUCCACGAGGAUCUUCUGACGGAGGCGGAGAGGAAAGGGAAACUCCUGCAGGAGGCGCUCAGCAUCCACACCUUCCUCACUGAGGUGUCGGAGUUGGAGCUGUGGCUGGAGGAGCAGCAGGUGAGUCUGGAGUCUCGGGAGAGUGGGAGGAGCGAAGAGGCGACAGAGACUCUUUUGAGGAAGCUGGACUCUGUGGACGUAGAGCUGGAGAACCAGAGGAGGACGGUGGAGAAGCUGCAGGAGAGCGGAGCGUCGCUGCAGCACCUCGGACAUCCCAACAGUCCUCUGGUCAGUGAGGCUCUCCCAGGUGUUGCUGAACGCUUUGAGACUCUCCUCCGACUCUCAACUUCUCGUCGCUCCGCUCUGGAAGACCAGCUCCGCCUCUACGUGUUCGAGAGAGAAGCCAAAGAACUUCAAACAUGGCUGACAUCCAAGAAGACGGUGGUGGAGUCCAAAGACUGCGGACAAGAUCUGGAGGACGUGGAGGUGCUUCAGAAGAAGUUGGAGGUUCUGGUGUCGGAGACGUCGGGUCUGGGUCGGACUCGGCUGACCUCGGUGCAGCAGCUGAGUCGAGGCCUUCAGACGGACAGCUCGGCCCGGAGGAGAGACGACGCCCUCAGCGAUCUGUGGGAGGAGCUUAACAGCAGCAUCAGGGCCAGAGAGCAGAGUCUGCAGGCAGCGCGGGAAGUUCAUCAGUUUAAUCACGACGUGGACGAGCUGAAGGGCUGGAUGGCGGAGAAAGAGGCGGUGCUGGAGGCGGAGGAUCAGGAGCACGACCUGCACUCCAUCCAGACUCUGCUGAGGCAGCACGAGGCGCUGGAGAGGGACCUGGCUCUGAUCUCAGAGGAGGUGAAGAAGAGUAAAGAUGAAGGUCGGGCUCUGAGCCGCCGGCAGCCUCCGGUCCGAUCCGCUGUGACUCAGAGGCUGGAGGAACUGGAGGUUUUCUGGAGAAACGUCCAGGAGAAAGCCUCCCAACGAAGAGCCAGACUGGGCCAGGCUGAAGAUGUUCAGAAAUACUUAUCCCUCUGCAGCGAGCUCAUGGCCUGGCUGAGGGAGAUGUUGUCUCUGGUUCGAAGCGAGGCGUUGAGCGUGGAGGGAAACGACCUGGAGCAUCUUAUUAAAAAACACGAGGAGUAUCACGUCCAGAUUGACCGCCAGCUCAGCAAAUCACUGGCUGUGAAAGAGGAAGGGAAGCGUCUGAUAGAGGGAGGGAACUUCAUGUCUCCAGAGGUGGAGGAGCGAGUCUGUGAGCUGGAGGAACUGGAGGAGAAGGUAGUGAAGGUCUGGGAGGAAACCAGGAUCCUUUAUGAGGAGGAGCUGGAGAUCUGUCUCCUGCAGAGAGAGCUGGAGCAGGCGGAGCGAUGGCUGAGCUCGUAUGAAAACACACUGAUGGCCGAGGACUACGGGGACUCUGUGUCAGAUGUGAUGGAGCUGCUGAAGAGGCAGGAGGACCUGGAGGCCAUGAUUCAGGCUCAGAGCGAGCGCUUCAUCGCACUGCAGAAGAAGAAAACACAGAGGGAGAAGAGACUUUAUGGAAACGAGAACACGGACCUUGAGGACAGAAAACCUGCAGCCAGAGUUUCGUCUCUGAGGAGUAAACCGUCCGAUCCAAAGACUCCUCUGACCUCCAGAGACAUCGUGCGGCGAGUCAGCAGCAGCAGGAAGACGGACAGAAACAUCAGAUCUCCGAUUCAAGACAAAAAAAACAGCGUCAAAAGCUCUGCUAGUCCUCCACCCAGUCCUCCUCCCCACCGUGACACCAGGAGAUACUCCAGCAGGAGGACAUGGGAGGUGGAGGAAGAAGAAGCUCCUCCUCCAACUCCGACUGUAAGGACAUGGAGGAGUCGGAGCAGCCAAUCACCUGACUCCUCUUCUCCAAAACCUCCUUCUCCCUCCUCCCCUCAAAGCUCUGUCUCUUCCUCAUCUCCCGAGGAAGAACGUAGUAACAGUUUCAAACCUCCUCUGGCUCCAAAGCCCAGGAUCUCCUCUGAAGAGCGGACAUUUGGACUUCCCUCGAAUAAGCUUGCUAUGCCACCUGACUCGCCUCCACCAAUCAGAGGGCUUGUUGCUCCAACUCAACCUCCACCUCCUCCUCCUCCUCCAGUCGCAGAAACACCUUCUUCCCCUGAUUCGUCACCAUCUCCAACGAGGAAAGAGCUCCAAAGUGAGCCAGAUCCUCCUGAUUCUCCGUCUAGUGCAACUCCACCUGACUCCCAGACUCCUCAACCAAUCACAGAGGAGGAAACCGAAUCAGCUGACCUCUCACCUCCAAUGAGAGAGCUUCCUCCGUCUCCUCCACAACGUCAGAGGAAGUUAGAGGAUCUACCAGAGGAGGAACACGGCUCCACACAGGAGGUGACGGCAGAGCGGCCAAUCAGAAUGGAGGGAAUGCUGGAGAUCAAACUGAAACAAGGAGGAAACAAGGGUCUGGAUCACUGGGAGGAAGUGUUUGCUGUUCUGGAAGAAGAGACGCUGAGUCUGUUCAACGACAGAGCCGCUGCUGCAGAGAUGGCCUCUAGGUGGCCUCCUAUCAACAUGAAUGGAGGCGUUUGCAGGGAGAACACUUACUACCGGAGGAAGGAGAACACCUUCAAACUCAUUCUGGAGGACGGCAGUCAGUUCCUGUUUGCAGCGUCGAGCAGAGAUCUGAUGCUGCUCUGGGUGAAGAAGCUGCAAAACUGUCCAGAGUCUGGCAACAGUGACUCUGAUGACUCAGGAGCCUCUUCAGUCAACCUGAGUUUGGAGAAGUUAGCAGACGCUCAGGAGGAUUCGUCUUCGAACAAACAUCUGGACAGAAGAGCUGAGAGCCUGGAGAGACAAUCGUCCACGGAGAGUCAACCUCCUCCCAAACCCCCCCACAUUUACUACGACAAACACCGCUACCCCGAGGAAGGGGAGGCCAGGACAGACAGUCAUCAAACCCUGCCUGUGACCCCCCGGCUGACAGAGGACAACACGAACAGAGACAAGUCCAAGAAGAGUGUCUUCAGGAAGUUUUUCACUAAGAAGUAGAACUUUAUAUUGACUCAGGUGACAAAGACUUUGAUAUUGAAAUGAUAAAAGCCUUAAUGGAUGCCAAGUAGAAGUGUUUGUACUUUAAAAGUUAUUUUCGAUUGAAGUGCCUCACAGAAAAAGAGAGAAACCUGCAAACUAAUGAUAAUAAAGUU
Messenger RNA from Trematomus bernacchii (emerald rockcod), 12338 nucleotides. It is a transcript of the gene sptbn5, whose product is annotated as spectrin, beta, non-erythrocytic 5. Gene Ontology annotation, biological process: actin cytoskeleton organization. Gene Ontology annotation, cellular component: plasma membrane; cell projection; cortical actin cytoskeleton. Gene Ontology annotation, molecular function: actin filament binding. The record is from RefSeq and is a predicted model, not a curated record. Lineage: Eukaryota; Metazoa; Chordata; Actinopteri; Perciformes; Nototheniidae.